This is a messenger RNA of Ixodes scapularis (black-legged tick), 3275 nucleotides long. RefSeq names its product lachesin. The record is from RefSeq and is a predicted model, not a curated record. NCBI's taxonomy places the organism in Eukaryota, Metazoa, Arthropoda, Arachnida, Ixodida, Ixodidae. The transcript has 10 exons. Gene Ontology annotation, cellular component: neuron projection. The coding region runs from base 375 to 1700 and encodes 441 amino acids.
GUCGGCCUUUGUUCGCUUCGGGUCGCCCGGCCACCCCCUCUCAGGACCCUUGACGUCGCUGCUGACAUCGCGUCAGCGCCGGCACACGACGGAACGCGUUCGCUCCCGCCGCGAUGCACGCAAUCGCUUUCGCAGCCCUGCUCCGUGCGGAGAUCGCCGUCGUCCGUGCUUGAAGGCAUGGUGAGUUAGGCUGGGCUUCUCCUGUCGUUUUCGCCGGCGCGUUGGGCGGACUUGAGUGCGCACGUGGUGGAUCGGCGGCGCGUGGUGACAUGGUGUCCGCUGCUUUCGAAACACGAGGACAGUUUCGCCGCGACGGUCGCGCGACACUGGACACCUGAAGUGCGGUGCAGACGGGCAAGUGAACCUGGGGCAGUAUGAACCGGAUUAAAAAGAGACCCUGGGGUGUGUGGCUGCUGACACUGGCUCUAUCGGUCCUCCUCAAGCUUCAUGUCAAAGGAGACGUUGACGACCUGCGAGAAGAAGAGCUGCCGCCUUACUUCGCGGAGGUCAUCCCCAACGUCACGGUACCCCGAGGACGGGACGCCAGGAUCCCCUGCGUCAUCGACAACCUAGGAUCUUAUCGGCCCGCUUGGAUAAAGGUUGAAGACAAAGGGAUCCUGAGCAUCCAUCAGCAGGUCAUCAGCAGAAACUAUCGCAUUUCGUUGAGCACCAGCGACAACCGAAACUUCGUGCUGCACAUCAAGAACGUCCAGGAGUCGGACAAGGGCGGCUACAUGUGCCAGAUCAACACGUCACCCAUGAUGAGCCAGGUCGGCUACCUCGAUGUCCUUGUGCCCCCGGACAUCGUGGUGGAGGAGAGCAGCUCGGACGUUGUGGUUCGGGAGGGCUCCAACGUGACGCUCAUUUGCAAGGCCAAGGGCUACCCUCGCCCCACCAUCUCCUGGAGGAGGGAAGACAACGAGCCCAUUCCGCUGGGCUCCUGGAAGAACGGCAAAAAGACGCAGACUCUGGUACAAACGUACGAAGGCGAGUUCCUGACCGUGACUCGCGUAAGCCGAGUUCACAUGGGGGCUUAUCUCUGCAUCGCCAACAACAACGUGCCUUCGCCCGUGAGCCGGAGAAUCAUGCUGCACGUGCACUUUCCGCCGGUGAUCUGGAUCCCGAACCAGCUGGUGGGAGCUCCUCCUCGCACCAACGUGACCCUCGAUUGCCACAGCGAGGCGUACCCUCCGGCGGUGAACUACUGGGCCAAGGAGGGCCACAAGAUCUUCCUGAAUAACGACAAGUUCCUGGUGAGCGUGCGCAAGAUAGGCUACAAGACGCACAUGCAGCUCACCGUCAGACAACUCCGCGAGCACGACUUCGGCGCCUACAAGUGCCUCUCCGAGAACCUCCUCGGAGCCACCGAGGGCUCCGUGAAUCUCUACGAGCUCCCCAUGGAGAAGCACAGACACGGCAGGAACCGGACAGCCUUCCAUCAACUGGCCACGCUCGGAAAACUGUCUCCGCACUCUCGACAGCAGCAGAGCCUCGAUUCGCAGCAGGCUGACAAGCACCCCUACGGUCGUAAUUCCUAUCACGACGGAAAGUAUUUCGCAUCUGAGGAUUCUUACUCGGACGAGGAUGACUCUCAUGAUGAGACAUCUAGAUAUGGCCCCAACAACGGACCGUCGACGUUUUCCAUAGCCCUUGCCGCUCUCCUCGUCGCCCAGUUUCCCGUAGCGCUGCUCUGUUUGUAGCGCCUGGGAUGCCACGCCAUCUUUACGGCCUUCGCGGAUACGUCAGUCAAGCACACAUGCGCCUGCGUCUCGCUGGUGCACGAGGUCCCAUCCCGAGGUGCUUCGAAAGUGAUGUCCUAGAAAACAAAAGAGCAAUAGCGCCGUGUGGACGUGGAAGAGCAAUCGACACAGGGCGAAGCAAGAACAAUCGCCUGCCAUAUACCGAGGACGUGAGGAGCGUCGGUAUGACUCUGGUGCCCGGAGCACGUCUCCCUCCGACUGGCGUACCUACCGCGUUCUGAAAAGUGGUCCCUCGAUUUCCAUCUCAUGACGUCGUAGGAGUGUCGUGCUGUCGUCGGCGGCGAUCGCGGUGGUGCCACAUCAGCUAUGCUGGAUGUGGGUGGCAGACGCCCAUGCUGCUGCAAGUCCCUCUCCGGCUUGGCAGUCCAAGGAAGCUUCCGCAGCCCGGAGUUGAGACCCGCUGACGACCCUGACACUCGCGUUCGCUCGAUCUUUUUUCCAGGACAUCUGGCACCCACACCUAGGAUCGCGGCACCACAGAAGCCGGCAUGACAUGUCGGCUAUGUGACGUCAUUGGCUGCCACUUCCUGACCACCUUUUGGCGUAUGGGCGGGAGGGGACGCUUAACACAGCGGGCGAAGACGUGUUCCGGGCAUCGCAGUACGACCUUCGCCUGCUUUCGCUUAGCGUUCUGUUACAGCGGUGUGAUCGAGCGUUGAGAGGCUCAAUACACCCAAAACGAGGAAGAUUCCAGCAGAUAACGCUAUUACGAUGUAGUGUGUUGUUUCCCCUUGAAAUGGCGUUGAAAAUGUGUUCUGAAAUACUGGUGUCGGGAAGAGGUAUUUGGGGAAGUGUUUAGCAUAAAUUGUAUUUUUGAUAUCAAUCGGGAGUAUUUCGUUUGAAACUGAGGUGCUACACCACACUUCUCGGGUGAAUGUGACACAUUCGCAUUGAAUUUUUCGCGAUAACAUAGUGUAUCGCCUAAAUUAUUACGCAAAUUGAUGAAAUUGAGAGCACAAACUUGAGAAUGAACUUAGCACAAAAGUCAUUGCCUAUAAGGUGAUCAUUUUAGCCCGUCCUUUUUCAUUUCGUCCUAGCUAGUGCCGAAUUAUUUUGACGUCGAGUCCCCAGCAGCGCCCCUCCCCCUCGCCCGUUCCACACGUGUUUAUUUUUCUAGAAAUCAUCAUUCGUUCAUAUGUAAAAUAUUACGAGAUAAACGUAUCAUAGUCGCGCGACAGAUAAGCGAAAUACUGGAUAAGAUGGGUGCAGAAGUAGAGUCUUUUAGAAGAGAUGUUAUCAUUUCCUUGAUGCGCGACAUGUGAUGGCCUCUAAGGCCACAUGACUCUUUCCUAGCGCCAUCGGCUACAUCGCAAGAUGGGGAGAACGCAUGACAUAUCUCACCUCUAUGAUUUUCUUAUCGAGGUUUGGUAAGACAAUUGACGGCAUUGUUACAAAUACCAAUACAGAUGGUGUAAUAUAAAUUACGUGGCAGAAGAAAAAAAAACUUUAGGUGUGUGAUACUUCCUUUGUGUCAAGAGGAAACAGGAGCUGAAAAUAAAAAAAAAAUAGAAAGCA